Olea europaea var. sylvestris is the source of this 1920-nucleotide messenger RNA. RefSeq names its product 5'-3' exoribonuclease 3-like. NCBI's taxonomy places the organism in Eukaryota, Viridiplantae, Streptophyta, Magnoliopsida, Lamiales, Oleaceae. The record is from RefSeq and is a predicted model, not a curated record. The transcript is spliced from 2 exons. Bases 876 to 1589 code for a protein of 237 amino acids.
UGGAGCACUGGAAAUUCUGCAAUGGCUAAGAGUGUUUUGUGCUCAACACACUCAUUCCUCGAGUGAUAACCUAGCUAGAAAAUGGCACCAAAUAUUUCAUAAUUCUUAUAUAAAAUGCCUAUUAGAGUUCGCAUGAUUACAUGGUGGUACUAAUGACGCGUAAAUGGUGUAAUUUACCUGAUAGGUGAAUAUAUACAGAAAUUGUGCAAAAAGCGGGUUAAUAUUUUGACCUUUGAUUUCUCUUUCCAACUGCUUUUAUUCUUUCACGUUUCUUUUCAUAUUUGGAUUGGUUUAAACUUAGUCAGUUACACAAGAUUAGUUUGGCUACGUUACGUGCUACAUUAAAAUGAUUUUUCUGGAGUAGCCUCAUAAUCUAUUGUCCAUCCUUACUUCUUAAACUUUCUACCUUUUUGUAUACAGAGCCUAGUCAUGAACCACCUGGUUGAAGCCAUGGUCGACCUUCCCCUUCUUUAGGUUUAGGGGUGAAAGAAAUAUUUCACGCAAAAUGCCUAUUAGAGUUCGCAUGAUUCCAUGGUGGUAUCAGUAACGUGUAAAUGGUGUAAUUUGCCUGAUAGGUGAAUAUAUACAGAAAUUGUGCAAAAAGGGGGUUAAUAUUUUGACCUUUGAUUUCUCUUUCCAACUGCAUUUUAUUCUUUUCACCUUUUUCAUAUUUGGAUUGGUUUAAACUUAGUCAGUCACACAAGAUUAGUUUGGCUACGUUACGUGCUACAUUAAAAUGAUUUUUCCGGAGUAUCCUCAUAAUCUGUUGUCCAUCUUAAUUCUUAAACAUUCUAACAUUUUGUAUACAGAUUGUGACAAUAGGUGAUCUAAAACCAGAGCCUGUUCUUUGGCACGAGGACUCUGGGAGGAGACCCAUGGAAAAUGGAAGGCAUAAUCACAAUACCAAUGGAGCCAUUUCUGGUCGGCAUCUUGGAGAGGCUGCACAUCGACUUGUUGCUAAUAGUUUGCAGGUAAGGGCAGAUGGGAACUGUCGUUCCAAUCAUAUAUAUGCCCCGCAUCCAUCGCAUGCCAGUGCUUAUAGCCAGCGCUAUCCUCCGUACCAUCAAAAUCCGUACUCUAGUGAUGAACGGGUAAUGAUGCAAGGUACUUCAGGAUAUUAUCCUGUGAAUGCUGGAGAUCAUCACAGGUCUUCAGUUUCCACAUCUUAUAGACAACCGUAUGCUUCUCCUCCCCUUAAUAAUGCUCAGAAUAGAUAUAAUUAUCCUCGCAAUGAGGGCAAUGGAAGGUCUGGACCUCAGGGUCGGGAUUAUCAUUCCCGAAAUGGAUACAACCGUCAGGGUAGGCAACAAAAUGGUGGACGCGGUUACCCUUCACAUCCUGCCCGGGAUAUGGGUCGAGCUCCGAUACCUCCAGGUCCUUAUGUUUAUCAACAGGGUGGAUACAGCGAUUUAGGGGCCCACCAAACUUACAUGGGUGGGAGUUAUAACCAUAUGGGUGGGAGUUGGGUCCCGCCAGUUAACCCUAGUGUUGGCCGAGGAUCCAGCCAUCCUCGCCCAUCGGGUAACCAAUUCUCUGCUUUAGGUAGGGGAGGAAGUCGAAGACCACCGCCUUCAGAUCAUCGCAGAUAGAGCUCGUAUGUAUUGCCUAACCUAUGUGGCGGAAGUGUAAUGGCAAUGUUCUACUAUGUAGUCUAUAAGUUACUUGGGAUUUUAUGUCAAAUGUUCAUUAAUUUUAACUUUUAGCUUCUGUUUUAUUAGUUCAGUGUUGUAUUAAUGGCCAAGGCCAAAUCUAGUUAGGCUGAUGGGAAGAGUUUGGGCCGUCGGCUUUCUCAUUCUUUUCAUUAUUUGUUUAGUAUACUUCGCCUCAUAAAGAAUAGGCAGCCUCUGUUCCAUCCCCCGCCCACUGACAUGGAAAAUCUUGCAGAUGGCAUUCGUUCGUUAAAAAUACUUGCUUUUUCUG